AGUCUACAGAACAGCGUGUGGCUGAUGUCCCUGCUCCUCCGUGUCAAUAACAUUCACAUUUGACUUCAUUAGCUAAAUUACAAGGAACCAGCAUGUUCAACCAGGGAGGAUAUAAUGAGUCGAGUACGGUUGGAGGCUACACUCAGUCUCCAGGAGGCUUUGCAUCUCCUGCCCUAUCCCAGGGAGGGGAGAAGAAAGGGAGAACACGUGCCACUCAGAUAAUCCCCUGCACUGUGUCUCAGCUGAUGUCUGCCUCCCAGUUUGAUGAGGCCUUCAAAGUAGGAGAUGUGGAAGUAUCCCAGGUUACCAUUGUCGGCAUCAUCAGGAGCAUCGAAAAAUCCAUGACUAACAUCCAGUACAAGGUCGACGACAUGACCAGUGCGCCGAUGGAUGUGAAGCAGUGGGUAGACACUGAGGAUCCCGGUGUGGACAGCUCUGUGCUGCCUCCAGGCACAUAUGUCAAAAUCUCUGGAAAUAUGCGCUCCUUUCAGAACCACAGAUCUGUUGUGGCAUUUGGCGUCAGGCCCCUGGAGGACAUGAAUGAAAUAACCUCGCAUAUGCUGGAGGUUGUUCAAGCGCACAUGGCGCUCGGCAAACCUCAAACCAUGUUGAGUGCUGGAGGAGGAAUGAGCAUUGACGUUACGCCUAAUUCACGACCGGCCGGGGAAAGCACUGGAGGGAGCUAUGCAGGUGCUAACAUCAUGGCGAACAAUGGGUUAAGCGCUAACCAAAAUCAGGUACUGAGUUUGAUAAGAGGCUGCCCAGACCAAAAGGGCAUCAACAUUCACCAACUGAAGGAUAGACUAGGUGUCAUGAGUAUGUAUAUCAUAAAGCAAGCAGUGGAAUUCCUAAGCAACGAAGGUCACAUCUUUUCCACCAUCGACGAAGAUCACUACAAAUCAACAGACAACGACGAUUAGUCAUCUUCAUGUUUUGGCACCCGUUAUUUGAGUUUAAUCUGAUACCAGACGAUAGGUUUUAGAACUCAAAUCUGUCAACUAAAUCACAACCUUUCUGUCCUGAGUGACAUCCCGAGAAUCUUUCUCCGUUGAUGUUCUGUGGUUGAUGUUCGUUGAAGAACACAUGGUUUAGGUUCGCCGUGGUCUUUUCGUCUCCACAUUCUGUCGUCCUCAGGUGGCUUCUGAUAUUUUGCAAGUCCCAAAGGAUGCUGUUGAAGAAGUUGUUUAUAGCAGUUAAUACUGUUCAGUUUUUCCCCACCUCCAUUGUAAAGCUUUUUGUAAUUUUAAAACUUUGAAACAUCAGUACUCAAUAUAUUUUUGUCUAUGUAACUUUACUUUUGUCAAAAUUAAAAGAUUAUAGAAAAUGCA
This is a messenger RNA of Pseudoliparis swirei, 1328 nucleotides long. It is a transcript of the gene rpa2, whose product is annotated as replication protein A2. Gene Ontology annotation, cellular component: site of double-strand break; DNA replication factor A complex; nucleus. The record is from RefSeq and is a predicted model, not a curated record. Gene Ontology annotation, molecular function: DNA binding. Bases 93 to 920 code for a protein of 275 amino acids. Gene Ontology annotation, biological process: double-strand break repair via homologous recombination; nucleotide-excision repair; DNA replication. The transcript is spliced from 9 exons. NCBI's taxonomy places the organism in Eukaryota, Metazoa, Chordata, Actinopteri, Perciformes, Liparidae.